Molecule: messenger RNA, 360 nt
Organism: Eruca vesicaria subsp. sativa (arugula)
Lineage: Eukaryota; Viridiplantae; Streptophyta; Magnoliopsida; Brassicales; Brassicaceae
Source: the annotation of a GenBank genome assembly
AUGCCUUGGUGGAGUAAACAUUCAUCAAAAGAUGAAAAGAAGAAAUCUAGCAAGGAGAGUAUCAUCGAUGCGUUUAACCGGAAACUAGGGUUUGGGUCUGAGGAUAAGUCUAGUUUUCGUUCAAGAAAGUCACGUAGACGGCGUGAUGAGAUUGUAUCAGAAAGAGGAGCUAUAUCUAGACUACCAUCAAGAUCUCCAUCUCCUUCUACUAGGGUUUCACGCUGUCAGAGCUUUGCAGCAAGAUCUCCUGCUGUUCCUCUUCCUCGUCCUGCUCUCCGUACUACUGUGACCCGCAUUGAUUCUGGAUCGCAGAGACCAGGUUCCAAUGCUAGUUUGCCACUUCCAAAGCCACAUGGCUGA